Messenger RNA from Sphaeramia orbicularis (orbiculate cardinalfish), 5050 nucleotides. RefSeq names its product SH2 domain containing 3Ca (gene sh2d3ca). Gene Ontology annotation, biological process: small GTPase-mediated signal transduction; positive regulation of peptidyl-serine phosphorylation. The record is from RefSeq and is a predicted model, not a curated record. The transcript is spliced from 16 exons. Bases 133 to 3039 code for a protein of 968 amino acids. NCBI's taxonomy places the organism in Eukaryota, Metazoa, Chordata, Actinopteri, Kurtiformes, Apogonidae. Gene Ontology annotation, molecular function: guanyl-nucleotide exchange factor activity; phosphotyrosine residue binding.
GAACUGUGGUUCAUACAGAGGUUUCUACUGCUCAACAAAAAUCACCCUCUCUGCCUCUCCUCUUCUGUUUUAUCUGACAGCUCAUCUAUCACCCACUUGCAGCUGAUCUUGCACGAACACUGCGGCCACAUCAUGAGUCUACGAAAACUGGGUUUGAAGUGGUUCGGCAGUCUCACCAACAUCUCUUUUCGUCGCUCCACUGAAAAAUCUGACUCCAAGUCCAGUCCAUUGAAGUCUGGAGAAGGAGCAGGACAUGCACCUGGAGGUGGUGAUCCAUCAGUACUGGCUCCAGUUGCUGAGGCAACAGUGGAUGACCUGGGCGCCAUGCGUCCUCGCACUGCCAGCUACGUCCGCUCCAGUGAGAACUACACACACAUGGGUACACUGCCUCGACUACUGAUGAGGAAGAGGGACAAGAGUAAAGGAGGCUCCAGUAGCAGUAAGAAGAGUAAAGACAAAUAUAGCAUCAGCAGAAGUCAAAGUCAGAGACCUGCAGGAGACCAAGACCGUUGUCCUCCAAAGGUCUCUGUUGUUUCAUCCAGGGCGGCUAAAGAUGAAGCUGAAAUUAAAUAUAAUGCUGAGCUGGAACAAGACCCUCGAAGUGAUGCUAAAACAAAACAUGAGCCAACAGGUGAAAGCAGUGCCUUGAACACCCAUACGGCCUCUUCUAAUGCAGCAGUUGAAGGUGUGUCGCCAUCUGGUGGCUCUAAUAGUGACCUCCAACCAGAGACUUGGAAUAAACAAAGGAUCAAUCAGGGAAGUGAACACUUGAAUUCUGAAUCCACAACAGAAAAUACAUCUCCUCAACCCAUUCAAUCAAAUGUACAAACCUUGAGUGAUGGGGAUAUUGGGCUUGUGUCCGGUUCUGUUUCUGGUCCAAAGGAGGAAGCAGAGGACAAAGAGAAAAGACCCGAUGAAGAAAACCAUGGCUCUGAUGGCGUUAACAGCCACAUGGAUCCAGUAGAGAAUCAGGCUGAAUAUGUGCAGUUCUCCAAGGAGAAGUACCUGCUAGAGUCUCCCCCUGAGAAACUCAGAAAAGAGCUGGAAGAGGAGCUGAAACUGAGUCCUGCUGACAUCAGGAGCCAUGGCUGGUACCAUGGACACAUACCCAGAGAGGUAUCAGAGACUCUGGUUUUGCGGAAUGGAGAUUUCCUGGUGCGUGAUUCACUGACCAGUGUGGGUGACUACGUACUAACCUGUAGAUGGGACAAUGAGGUGCUUCACUUCAAGAUCAGCAAAGUUUUGGUCAAAUCCAGUGAGACAAAGGUGCAGUAUAUGUUGGAGUCUGACAGUUUUGACUCAGUUCAGGAGCUUGUGCGAUUUUACGUGGGACAGCGCAAACUGGUUUCCCAGUCUAGCGGCGUCCACAUUUACUGUCCGGUCAGCAGGACUCUCCCCCUGCGCUACCUGGAGGCAACCUUUGCCCUUUCCAAUAGUAAGCAAGGCUCACCCUACUCACCUUCCAGUCAGAGGGGAGCAUACAUCAAGAGACGGAGUGUCACCAUGACUGAUGGGCUGACAACUGAAAAGAUGAUACCUCACAGUGACAGCUCAGACAGCCCCAGUCCAGUUGAGACACCAGUGGCACCACCAGAACCAGAGCCGGAACCUGUGCCCCAGUGCAGCCCGUCGACCAUCCACCAUCAUAAAGACGCAAUGCGGAACUGUGCAAUGAGCAUGGACCAGAUUCAGGAGUAUCGUUGCCCCUUGUCACCUGUGGGAGAAACCCCGCUGUCUCCUGCAUAUAGUGCGAUAACCAGACAGAGAAGUCACUCAGGUGGGCGGAUGCUGGCUGUUGUCCCCCCCUCCCCUGUGAUGCGUCGCUCCAGUGACCCUCAGCUCAGCCCAUCGACCAGUAACAACCCACCAGAGCAUCCUGCACAUACCUCUCACUCGGCACACUCUUCACCUGCCCAUCAUCCCAACUACCAGUCACAUUCCUCAGAAUCAGCAGGGAGCUACUGUGACCUCAGACCAUGUCCUGCUGGGCCCCCCAAACCCCCAGCGAAGAGCUACGUGGAGCGAUUGCGAGUGGAAGAAGGGAGGAAGGAGGGAGCAAGAGAGGAAGUAGAGGGGAUAUUCAGCGCCCCACAGGUGGAGACAACUUCUUCUUUCAGGCCAUCCAGGUAUGAGUCUUGCCUUAUGCCAGCUGAGAAUAAACCACUGGAGAUGUCCGUGCUGAAGAGAGUUAAAGAGCUGCUGGCAGAGGUCGAUGCAAGGACUGCAGCUAAACACAUCACCAUGGUGGACUGCAAGGUUGCAAGAAUAUUGAACGUAACCUCAGAGAUGCAAAGGAUGAUGGGAGUGUCUUCAGGGUUGGAGUUACUAACACUGCCACAUGGACACCAGCUGAGACUUGACCUACUAGAGAGGUUCUACACAAUGUCUAUCAUGAUGGCUGUGGACCUGCUUGGCUGCACAGGAAGUACAGAGGAAAGGGCAGCACUGCUCCAUAAGACCAUCCAAUUAGCAGCCGAGUUAAAAAACAACAUGGGAAAUAUGUUUGGCUUUGCUGCUGUGAUGAGAGCCCUGGAGCUGCCACAGAUUUCCCGCCUGGAGCAGACGUGGGUGACAUUACGCCAGAGACAUACAGAGGGCGCUAUUCUGUAUGAGAAGAAACUCAAACCUUUUAUGAAGAAUAUGAAUGAUGGCAAAGAGUCCAGUAUCCUCUCCAGCACAUCCUUCCCUCACAUCAUUCCUGUAUUGUCAUUGUUGGAGCGGGGCAUGGCUCUUGGCGAGGGGCUGGAACCCUGGGAGAGUGCAGAGGUGGGAGUUGAUGUGGUCAUGUACCACUUAGAGUCUGCUCGUACCAUCGCACAUCAUGGAGAGAUCUACAGAACAAACUCUGAGACCAAACUGCAGGGAUUUCAGGAACGAGCAGAGAUACAUGAGAUCUUCCAGACAGAGUUCCAGAUGCGUUUGUUGUGGGGCAGUCGAGGCUCUGAGGGAAGCCAGUCAGAACGUUACGAGAAGUUCGACAAGGUCCUCACUGCCCUAUCACACAAGCUAGAACCUCCUGUCCGCCACAGCGAGCUAUAGCACCUGACCCAACACCCAAUGGCACCAAAAUGACCCCAUCUGCACCCACCACUCAUAGUGGUAUGGUUUGGCUUUGCAUCGCAAAGACGAUGUGGAAAUUUUCCAACAUGAACACUUGGAGGGUGUAAGUGAAUGAAGAGGCAGCUAAAAGAGUAUGUGAUGUGAGCAAUAGGAACACAAAAGAGAUGGUCUCGCUUAUUAUACGUGUUGCACUCACUGUGGACUCCAUUUAAGGCACAGAAUUCCUUCUGUUCCUCCAUCUGGACUUCUUCACUCAGUGCUAAAAGUUUAAAUAGCAACAGGGAGGAGAUGAACUACAUGGAAAAGAAGAAAGAAUAGAUGGAUGACUAUCUCUUCUGCUUGGUACAAACAGUUACAUGUGUAUGAGGAGCUGCAGAGUUUGGCUUUACUCCAGUGAAACACAGAUAUUCUGUUGUUUCAAACUACUGCUGUCACACACUGUAGCAGAUAAGACAAUAAUUUACAUAGCUCAUAUAAAGACGUUUUGUCUGUAUGUAUGUGUGAGUGAAAGACCGAGAGAGAAAGAGAGAGAGAGUGUGUGUGUGUGUAUGUAUGUGUGUGUGUGUUUACAUUCCUACAUUUUUUUUUAAUGUCAUCAAUAUUUCAUGUGCUUUUUGUCUUAUUUAUUUGUUAUGAUCACAGAAUAUCAAAACAUUUUGGACAUUUCUUCACCAAGCUCAUCAAAAUCUGUCAGUGCUCAUUCCGGGUGAAUCAUGUUCAUAAAAUCUCAUUAAAUAUGUAUCAGGCAGUCCCAUUGAAUCCCAUUAAAAAUGUAUUAGGCAUGCAUUAAUAAAUGUAUCAGAAAUGAAACAUUUACGGUACUAAUGCAGCAACUUCAAUAUGAGGGCUUUGUGAGUUGUUAAAAACAUUAGGAAGACAAAGAAACUUUGCUCUGUUGUUGCUUUGUUUGACUAAUAAAUUUGAUAUUGUGUGUCCAAAUGUGGCUAAAAACAGCAUAAUGAGAGGAUAAAUGGGAUGUGUUUUCUUUGAUAUAGUCAAAGCAAUAUUUCACUUUAUUCAGUUUUCAAUGUAAUACUUUAGUGUGAUGCUGCCUUCUGCAAUCUGGAUCCACUAUAUGCGAUACAAAAGAAAACCACUGACUGUCCCAAGAUGAACAGGAGUGGUAAAUUUUUCAAAAGAUAAUCUUGAUGUUAAUGUUGCAUGAUCUUGGGAUUUCAUUUAUGAGAUUAUACACUGGUCUUAAAAAAAGAAAAAAAAAACAAAGAUGUUAAAAUGGUUUAUGUAUGUGGUUGUAAAUGUGAUAACAAGUGAAAUAUUGCUUUACAACUACUACUGUAAUGGUAAAAAUGAGUCAAACAUGCAAAAUGCAGGAUACAGACAGAAUGCAGUGAAGGUUACUUGUGUCUGUAGAUGGCCAUAAUGAUACUCAGCAGACAGAGAAAUCUGUUGUCCUCUCUUUUUUUCAGGUAAAAACUUCCCAAGUGACCCCAAAGACAUGUAGACCACAGCCCUGCGACACAGAUUGUCAUGUUUUGUGUUUUGAAUUUGUAAUUCUUUGAGGGAAUUAAAUUCAGUUGUUUGUUUUUAUGGGAUAGUACAUUGGUUUUACUAUAUGUUAAAUAUUUUAUUGUACAUGGACCUGAGAGUGUUGUAGCCAACUCUCAGAGCUAUACAAUCAUUUCAGCCAACAGCAAUGCAACUGCAGCGUUUCAGAAAAUUGUUUCACUUUCCAACAUCAGCUCCAACAUCAUAUUUUUUAACUUUUCCAGCUUUUGUUCUUCCUUACCUUUUCAGAUCGGUAAUCUAUUUAUGAAUGAAAGUCUCAGAUAUCAAUCAAAUACAGAUAAUUCUACAAGCUCCUGCUUAUGAAUUGCACAUCAGAUAUCCUUCAAUGUUUGAUCGUGCUGAACCUCCCAACUAUCUAAUGUGGACCACUGUUGGGGUCAAAUGUACAGAUCCAAGUUGAAGUGUGGAGAUGUGCCAGUUCCUACAUUGGUCCAGCAGGGGGCAGUGUUUAGUCGGCAAAAAA